GUGACUACACCUGCAAGUCUACCAUACGUAGAAGGCUACACCUUCAGGACUACAGACGGUACACUACAAGAUGCAAACCACUAAUAAGCCUGAAGAACAGAAAGGACAAAGAAAACAAAAGAAAAGCAACAAAGAGAAGAAAUCAUCUGCUAUGAGCUCCCUGAAUUCCACCCUCUCUCUAAAUGCAACUUUUGUGCGUCCCACAUUUUUUUUCAUUAAUGGUUUCAAUAACAUACCCCAUGCCAAAUACUACUAUGUUUUUUUGUGCUUUGUUUUUGUGGUCUCUGUGUUGGGGAACUCCUUUGUCAUGUUAAGUAUAUGCACAGAGCGCAGUUUUCACACCCCAAAGUAUAUGGGCGUGUUUAAUUUGGCUGUAGCUGACUUGGGUGAAAGCACUGCUCUUAUUCCAAAUUUAGUUGCAAUGUUUCUUUUUGAUUCCCAGUACAUCUCCUAUGAUGCUUGCUUGGCCAACAUGUUUUUUGUGUCUUUUUUUACCUGUUUGCAGUCUCUCACUCUUGCUGUUCUGGCAUAUGAUAGAUUGGUGGCAAUAUGCUUGCCACUGAGAUACCAUUCCAUUAUCACAGUGCCAGCAAUGGCUGUGAUAUUAACAGUGGUUUGGGCAUUUGAUUCUGUUAUACUGAUUAUCACGGUGACUUUGGUUACCAGGUUGUCCUUUUGUAAAUCUAUUGUGAUAAAAAGCUACUUCUGUGACCAUGGACCUACAUGUAUUUUGGCAUGCAGUGAUUAUACUGCCAAUCGUAACAUGGGGAUUGUUAUUACAGUAUCAUUAUUUUGUGCACCUUUUAUUUUUAUAGUACUAUCAUAUGUACUUAUUUCUCAUGCACUGUUUAAAAUAGCUUCAUGGGAAGAGCGAUUUAAAGCCAUUAAGACUUGUUCUGCACACCUAAUGCUGGUCACUCUUUAUUAUCUUCCAAUACUGGGCACCUACAUUACUGCACUAGCUUCUACAAUUCAGCCAAAUGUCAGGGUAAUGAGUACAUCACUGGCAAAGGCCAUUAUCCCCAUGAUGAACCCAAUAAUUUAUGUGCUGAACACAGAAGAAGUUAAGGAGUUCUCAAAGAAACUUUUCAGAAAAAAAAUAAAGAAAAGCCAAAACCAGAAGAAACAAUCAAAAUAA
Conger conger (European conger) is the source of this 1138-nucleotide messenger RNA. RefSeq names its product olfactory receptor 1M1-like. Gene Ontology annotation, molecular function: G protein-coupled receptor activity; olfactory receptor activity. Gene Ontology annotation, biological process: G protein-coupled receptor signaling pathway. NCBI's taxonomy places the organism in Eukaryota, Metazoa, Chordata, Actinopteri, Anguilliformes, Congridae. The transcript is spliced from 2 exons. Bases 71 to 1138 code for a protein of 355 amino acids. Gene Ontology annotation, cellular component: membrane. The record is from RefSeq and is a predicted model, not a curated record.